CUAGUAUUUUUUCAGUCUGACCUGAAAGCCUGCCACCUCCUGCUGUGCAUGGAUUGCCAAGUCAAGAUGCUGUCCGUCCACCAGUUCCAGAAGACGGCACUCCAGGGCAUCAGGAACCUCAAAUAUCUGCUCAGCAAAGUCAAUAUUGCACCGUCUUUCCAACCAAUUGUAAUUGAGCAUGAAGAUGUCAAACCAGAGAUAAUAACUAUUAAACUAGAACCAGGAACACCACCACCCGCUGUCAAUGAGGCACAUAGUGCUCCGACACCGCAAGAUUCAAAGGCACUGGAAGACAAGAAUCUCAAAAUCGAGCCACCUGAGACAGUGCCUUCGCCUCAGACCGGGGGCGAUUCAGGUCCAGCAGUUAAUUGUGAGUCUGUCAGUCGUGAACCGAGCAGUGAACAGCCCACCACAAGUACCUCGACAACUAAAGCAACCCAAACAACUGUGAAGACGAGAACAUUAUCAAGGAAUCCCACAAACACUGCCAAAUCAGGGAACAGCAGGAAAUACGCCACCAGGAUUUUGAGGAGCAACGCGCGAAAUUACUCGUACAAAAUCAAGCUCCGUAAGAAGCCCCUGCCGUGCCCGCAAUGCGACCAAAAGUUAAGUCACACUGGCAGCCUGCGAGCACAUGUUAAGAAACACAAUGCGGAACCGUCAAAAUGCGACGAGCGUGGUGCGGCGUGUGUUGGCAAAGUGUACGCGCGUACUGGCGUGCGACACGCGGGCGGCGCGCACGAGAAGCGUGCCACGCGGGUCACUCACGCGUGUGACCUGUGCGGGAAGGCCUUCAAGGUCAAAAAAAGUCUGACCGAGCACUUACUGACACACCAGGGCGUCCGACCGUACAAGUGCGAGCUAUGUCCCGCCACCUUUUCCUACAACAGCGCCCUCUGUAACCACGCCAACACCAAACACCACAAGAAGAGGAAACAGGCCAAAAAAGAAACUGACGCACAAGAAAAUUAAAAUAAAUAUUUCAAUCGUAUAGUUUUAAAAAGACCUUGAAAAUAACUAGGAAUGCUUCCAGAACGUGUAAUGGGGUAGCAAAACCAAGCCACGUGUCGUCUGUGGCGAUUAUCAUCGACAGUUUAACGAAAAAAGUAUAUCAAAAUAUAGACGCUGUAACACGGGAGAGAAACCAUACUACUGCGAAGUAUGCAAAAGCAAAACACAAGGAUAGCAAGUUACUAACACACAGGGCCUUGGCCAGUAUCAGGAAAAAGCAGUUAUACAAUACAAGAAUAUUA
Molecule: messenger RNA, 1253 nt
Organism: Cydia fagiglandana
Lineage: Eukaryota; Metazoa; Arthropoda; Insecta; Lepidoptera; Tortricidae
Product: zinc finger protein 479-like
Exons: 7
Coding region: 49-972 (307 amino acids)
Biological process (GO): regulation of transcription by RNA polymerase II
Molecular function (GO): DNA-binding transcription factor activity; RNA polymerase II cis-regulatory region sequence-specific DNA binding
Source: RefSeq, a predicted model, not a curated record